Gregarina niphandrodes is the source of this 2892-nucleotide messenger RNA. RefSeq names its product RNA helicase. The coding region runs from base 1 to 2892 and encodes 963 amino acids. The transcript has a single exon. Gene Ontology annotation, biological process: mRNA splicing, via spliceosome. Gene Ontology annotation, molecular function: ATP binding; RNA binding; RNA helicase activity. Lineage: Eukaryota; Apicomplexa; Conoidasida; Eugregarinorida; Gregarinidae. Gene Ontology annotation, cellular component: catalytic step 2 spliceosome. The record is from RefSeq and is a predicted model, not a curated record.
AUGGAGGAAGGCGAAUUACCCGAAAACACGGGGCCGGCUGCCCACGCCCUUCCUGGACGCACGUUCGUUCCCCGGCCUCGACGAGCAGCGCUGACGGAACCGGCGCCGGUUAAGAGCGUGAUUCCAAGUCACUUGCUAUCGAAAACCGCUAUCGACAGUGAGGAGGAUGAUGAUGAUGUAGUGACUAUUAACUCGUCGCGGCUGGGGCCGAAAGGCGGAUCGCCAGCCGCAGCCAUAGGACCAGCCGCGGUCGACGCACCUGCCAGUAGGGAACGGACAGCCAGAACAGACGCGCCAGGCAAAACUACACCAACAAGAGCCGGAAUAGGAGCCGGCACCAGAGCGGACCGGGAUUCGAGCGCUGGUGGUAGUGGUUCCGAGGGCCGUCGUCCUGAUGGCCGUUGGGUUGUUGAUGGCGGUCGACUUGAGGGCGCUCGUCCUGAUGGCGGUAGGGUUGAGGGCGGUCGCCGCGGGCUGGGUUACAAGACGGUGAUGGAGGCGCGGGAGAACGCGGAUGGCGUGCGGUUUUUGACAAAGAAGGAGCGUGAGGCGCUGAAGGCGUACGAGGCGGCGGCGGAGCGGGAGAAGGCGGAGGAGUCGGCGGCGGCGGCGUUGCGGAAGCAACGGGAGUUCUUAAGCCAGGCGACGAGGGAAUCGAACCGGGAACCAGGCGGUUGGGAGCCGCGCGACUGGUGGUCGGCGGAAGCGGAAGGUCGGAGUGGAGAGCCGUGGCGGGAGUCUCGCAAGCGCGGGCUGUCUGAGACUGCAAGUGACUCGGGGCAUAUGGGUCCGAGCGAGUCCCCUGAUCCCAAGCUCUCCCCUGGGGAGAAUCGCAGGCUCUCCGCGGAAGAAACCUCGGCCGCGGCGACCUCGGGCGUAAGGGCCUCGGUUGUGGCGGGAGACUUGGGUAGGAGCCCGGCGCCAGAGUUGCCUCGGAGUCAUGAACAGGAAUUGGCUCAGUUGCGGAACCAGUAUUUGGGAAUCGCGAAGGACCGGCGGAAGUUGCAGAAGCCGUCGGAGAAGUUUCGGAAUGUGUUUCAGUUCGAGUGGGACUAUAAAGAUGACACGACUCGAGGCGACUACAACCCCGUGUACACGGAGCGAUACACACCGCAGCUGCUCUUCGGACGCGGCUACCGAGCGGGUAUGGAUGUUCGCGAACAGCGAAAACAGAACCGUUUCUACGACUCGCUUGCCAGCCGGCGCGCGGAGCUUCUAAGUCGGGGUCAAGUCGACGAGGAUGAACUUGACCUGGGCCGACUCUCGGUCACACAGCUGGUUGCACUGGACAGCGGGGGUCUCGGCAUCGGGGGCCUGGGUACCGGGGUGGGAGGACAGGUGCUGGGUUUACGUUCGGGUGCUGGGCGUCGAUCACUCGAGUUAAGUGGCAAUUACUCUGACGAUACAUCGGAUGGCGGGUUGUCGGAAGAGGUAGGUUUCUCGUCGGUGGACAAGAAACCGUUGGGGCAGAUGACGGAGCGAGAUUGGCGUAUUUUCCGUGAGGACCACAGCAUUGCGAUCAAAGGCACACACGUACCGCCGCCACCAGCGAGGAGUUGGGCGGAAGCGCAGUUGCCGCGGGAAAUAAUGCGUGCCGUGGAACGUGCCGGGUACGUUUGUCCUACCCCGAUUCAGAUGCAGGCGAUACCGAUUGCGCUAGGUUUGCACGACAUGAUCGGGAUUGCCGAAACUGGUUCGGGAAAAACGGCGGCAUUCAUAAUUCCAAUGAUCACCUAUGUUAACCGUCUGCCAAGGCUGGACGAAGAGUUGGCCCAACGUGGACCAUACGGACUCGUACUUGCCCCAGCUCGUGAGCUGGCGCUCCAAAUUCGGGAGGAAGCCGUCAAAUUCGGAGCGGAAUUAGGCAUUAAAAGUGUGUGUGUACUAGGAGGCAAAAAUGCCGAGGAACAGGCGUAUCGACUGCGCCAGGGUGCCGAGAUUGUGAUCGGGACGCCCGGUCGUCUGCGCGACUGCCUCGACCGUGCGUAUACCGUCCUAAGUCAGUGCAAUUAUAUCGUGCUCGAUGAGGCUGAUCGUAUGAUCGACUGCGGCUUCGAGCAGACGGUGAACUGGAUCUUGGACCAGAUCCCCAGUUCUAAGCCUCAGAACUGGAGCGAGGAGGCGAAGCAGGAGAUCAUGAGGCAGGCUGGCUACCGCGAGAUCCGCAUCACGCAAAUGUUUAGUGCUACCAUGCCGCCGGUGCUCGAGAAAUUGGCCAAAAUGUACCUCUGCAAACCCUGCGUCAUCCAGAUUGGCACGCCGGGCGAAGGCAAACGCUCGAUUGUCCAAAGCGUUGAGUUCGUGCACGACCUGAAGAAGGGUAAUCGACUGGUGGAAGUGGUGCGGCAACAUCGCGGUCGUAUCAUCGUCUUUGUAAAUCUUAAGAAGUCAGCGGACUCCGUCUCCAGACUUUUGCACCAACAUGGCUUCCGCGCAGUCGCGCUCCAUGGCGGCAAAAGCCAGGACGUGAGAGAAGCCAGCCUCGAGAGCUUUCGGAACGGAGACAUGGACGUGUUGGUCGCCACAGAUGUCGCCGGACGCGGUAUCGAUGUGGACGACGUCCAACUCGUCGUCAACUAUGACAUGCCCGCCGAAAUUGAGACUUACACCCACCGCAUCGGCCGCACGGGCCGGGCCGGUAAGGAAGGUAAGGCCGUCAGCUUCCUAACUGAAGACGAUGCUCGCAUAUUCUACGACCUCAAAAAUCAGCUUCUAGCCACCGAUAACGCCGUACCCAAGACCCUCAAUGACCAUCCACAAAGCAAUGUUAAACCGAACCCUGAAAGCAACCAGCAACACACACAACGGAAACUUCUGCUCAAUACCAGCGGACUCACAGCCAAUCUGCCCGCCACUCUCGCUAACCUGGCGCCCGCACUCAUCACGGACUAG